CAGGAGACCUCCAUCAUUAUACUUUUUUUAUUAAUUGGGUAACAGGCCAGGAUUAUGAACCAACCUAUGGCCCAAGAAAGGACCAGACUUUUCUUGUUCCUUUGUAAUAGGAACGAAUAAGCUAGAAUCCUCUUCUCGAUCCUUAUAUAUAGCAAGCUCAUAACAUUCGUAUCUCAUCCAUCCUGAACUAGAUCAAAACAGAUCAAAGCCCUCUUUCGCUUGCAUACUGCAAAAUUUUCCAUUCAGUUUUCUACAUUGCUUUCCAAAAUGGCAUCGUCCCUCAUUCCAAGCUUCUUUGGCAGCCGCAGGACCAAUGUGUUUGAUCCAUUUUCUCUGAACAAUUGGGAUCCUUUUGAUGGUUUCUUCACCUCUACACUUGCCAAGGUGCCAUCCUCAGCAAGGGAAACCUCAGCUUUCGUUAAUGCAAGAAUCGAUUGGAAAGAGACCCCGGAAGCCCACGUUUUCAAAGCAGAUCUUCCAGGGCUAAAGAAAGAGGAAGUGAAAGUAGAGGUAGAAGAAGGCAGAAUUCUCCAAAUCAGCGGAGAGAGGAGCAAAGAGCAGGAAGAGAAGAAUGAUAAGUGGCACCGCAUUGAAAGAAGCAGUAGGAAGUUUUUAAGGAGGUUCAGGUUGCCUGAGAAUGCAAAGAUGGAUCAAGUUAAAGCUAGCAUGGAGAAUGGAGUGCUCACUAUAACUGUUCCUAAGGAGGAGGAUAAGAAGCCUGAUGUCAAGUCCAUUGAGAUUUCGGGUUAACCAAUACUGCACUGAACUAGAAAUGCAGCCUUAGUUCAAAGG
Molecule: messenger RNA, 792 nt
Organism: Hevea brasiliensis (rubber tree)
Lineage: Eukaryota; Viridiplantae; Streptophyta; Magnoliopsida; Malpighiales; Euphorbiaceae
Product: 17.4 kDa class I heat shock protein-like
Exons: 1
Coding region: 268-750 (160 amino acids)
Biological process (GO): response to hydrogen peroxide; response to heat; protein folding
Source: RefSeq, a predicted model, not a curated record